Molecule: messenger RNA, 5023 nt
Organism: Cyclopterus lumpus (lumpfish)
Lineage: Eukaryota; Metazoa; Chordata; Actinopteri; Perciformes; Cyclopteridae
Product: band 4.1-like protein 1
Exons: 23
Coding region: 267-4205 (1312 amino acids)
Biological process (GO): cortical actin cytoskeleton organization
Cellular component (GO): cytoskeleton; plasma membrane
Molecular function (GO): structural molecule activity; actin binding
Source: RefSeq, a predicted model, not a curated record
CCCUCUCCUCCCUCUCCUUCUCUCAUUAGGCUUUUUCGCCGGCACAAGACACCGACACACUCCCUUUCCCCCCCCCUCCCCCCUCCCCGUAACCGGACAAUAAACACGGAGCGGCGACGGGAGCAGGAUUGACCUCCGCCGGUGCGCACCACCAUCCAUGGUCCUCCUUUGGAUCUGACAGGAGGGUUGGUGUUACUUUGCUGACAAGGAGGCGAAGAGAGCAAGUUAGGAGCCCUCCCAGACAGCAGGGGGCAGCAGCAGUAACCAUGCAGGACUCGGUCUCGGACAGCAAGAUGGCCAAACAGGAACAGAAUUUCAAGCUUCUGGAUGAACCCAGGGAAACGGACGACUUGUCGGAGAAGACGUCCCCAAACAAGAACCUCAAGUCUCCCCAGAAGGGCUCCAAAAGACUUAAAACCGCCCCCUUCAAAAUGACCAUGCUGGACUCCUCCGAGUUCGAAGGCGAAAUUGAGAAACACUCCAAAGGACAGACCCUGAUGGACAUGGUGUGUGAGCACCUCAACUUGUUGGAGAAGGACUAUUUUGGCAUGACCUUUGCCGACACGGACACCCAGAAGAACUGGUUGGACCCCUCCAAGGAGAUCAAGAAGCAGAUGCGCAACUCUCCGUGGAACUUUGCCUUCUCUGUCAAGUUCUACCCUCCAGACCCCUCCCAGCUCACAGAGGAUAUUACCAGAUACUACCUGUGUCUGCAGCUGAGGGAUGACAUGCUGUCAGGUCGGCUGCCGUGCUCGUUCGUCACUCACGCCCUCCUGGGCUCCUACAGCGUUCAGGCCGAGCUGGGGGACUACGACCAGGACGACCACGGCCCCGACUACGUCAGCGAUUUCCGCUUCGCCCCCAAUCAGACCCGCGAGCUGGAAGAGCGGGUGAUGGAGCUCCACCGAAACUACAAGGGGAUGACUCCAGCAGAGGCUGAAAUUAACUUCCUGGAGAAUGCAAAGAAACUGUCCAUGUACGGGGUGGACCUCCAUCACGCUAAGGAUUCCGAAGGGAUCGACAUUAUGUUGGGCGUCUGUGCCAACGGGCUGCUGAUUUACCGCGACAGGCUGAGGAUCAAUCGAUUUGCCUGGCCAAAGAUCCUCAAGAUCUCCUACAAGAGGAGCAACUUCUACAUCAAGAUACGACCCGGAGAGUAUGAGCAGUUUGAAAGCACAAUCGGGUUCAAGCUUCCGAACCACAGAGCUGCCAAGAGGCUGUGGAAGGUCUGCAUCGAGCAUCACACCUUCUUCAGGCUGGUGUCUCCAGAGCCUCCUCCGAAGGGCUUCUUGGUGAUGGGUUCGAAGUUUCGAUACAGCGGAAGGACACAGGCUCAAACCAGACAGGCCAGUGCUCUUAUAGACCGACCCGCUCCGCACUUUGAGCGUUCCACCAGCAAGAGGUACCUGCUGUCCAGGAGCUUGGAUGGAGCUGAGUUCUCGCGGCCGAUUUCCGCCAUGUGCGAGAACCACGACGGCCUGUCCCACCGCAGCGUCGGGGAACAGCGUCGCGUCCACAGCCCCUCCGUGGACGAGCAGGAGACCGAGCUGGAGCCCAGUCUGGAGCAGGACGAGGAGGACGAGGACCAAGAGCGGGCCGAGGAGACGGGGCAAGAGGACGACGGCGACGUCACCCCAAGCAGAAAGAAAGAGAUCAUGUUCCUGGAUAAGUCAAAGGACGUCUUGCUGAAGCACCAGGCCAGCAUCAACGAGCUGAAGAGGACCCUGAGGGAGCCGAGCAGCAAGCUGUCGUACCGCGAGAAACGUCUGUCAGCCACCUCCCCGACUGGCACACCGGAGAAGAAGGCUUCGGCGGGCCGAGCAGCGGGGAAGGACCCUGUUAACAGCGUGUCUGUUGAGGGUUUCGUCCAGAAGACUGUGGUGGCUUCGCCUGAGGGCUCUGAGGAGUGGGUAUUGAUUGAAAAACAAGAAACUUAUCAACAGGACCAUGACUGGAAGACAGAAGAAAAGAAGAGAGCAUCUGAUUCCUCAUGGGAGAAAAUGGAGCUGGAAAGAGAGAUAGACAUUGCCCAGAUGAUGCAUAAAGAGGUAACAGGGUAUGACAGAAAAGAAAUGAAAAGCCAUAGUGAUGAUUUUCCGUCAACAAAAUCGUCCAGAGAGGCAGAUGAGUGCUCUGAGCCGCGGCCGGCGAACAAAAGUCGCUUCGUGAUUCAAUUAACGGAGAAUUCAGACUCCUUUCAAGAGAAAUCUCAAUGCAAACCGUAUCAAGCCUCAGACCCCGAGGCAAACAAUGAUGUGGCCGGCGGCUCGCGGCAGAUGAAGGAGCGCACUGCUUCUAAACCACGGAAAAAGAGGAGACCCCAGAGCUUAAACCUGGGGAUGCCUGCCGAGCUCAUCUACAAGAAAGGAAGCGGGGAUUCCACUGAAGAAGAGAACGAGGACUCGGAGUCGGACAACAGUCCAGAGGAAGACCCCAAAACAGGAAAUCAUUGUGAAUCCCCGGCCGCGGAGAUGAUGAGAGGUGAUGAGGGAUCAGUAGAGGAUCAGUCUCGCAGUGUCUUUAAAGACAGCCAACAAGAGGAUAUGUCGAUAGGAGAAAGCAGGGCGGUCUCCACUCUAGGAACAGAGCAGGUGAAGAAAAAGGUGAGUCUAGUUGAGGCAGCUGACGUCGAUUCAGACUCAGUGAACGGACUCGGGAAGAUAGAACCUGAUAGUUCGUUGACGGGCGUUAAAGGGGAGUGUGCGAUGAAGGUGCGAGGUCGGGGCCUUAUCGACAACAAGGAGCUAGCCGAGGUUAAGCUGCGACAGGUGAGGACGCACGAGAUGAAGGUCAGUAGUUCCGGGGGGGAGGACGUGGAUGGUUUCACGGGAGGACAGAGGACGUCCCUCCACCGGCUGUCAGGCAGCAGCUGCCAGUCGGAGAUCUCCAGGAUCGUCCCUCUCAAGCCAGAGCGCGCCAAGAGCGUCACGUGUAAGGACGAAAGAGAUGGUACGGGACAGGACGAGCUCACGCGGGUCCUCAGGCGAGAACACCGCUGGUCGGUGGGCUCUCCAGAGAGAUCCUUAGACCUCACCUGGACUGACGCCGCCGCCUGUCACCCCGCGUUCGCAGCCGAUCUGGAGGGUAUCGCUAAAACAGAUCACACCGAUGACGGUCACCAGUCUGCUCGAGGACCCAUGGAGAGUCAGUCGUUCGGCUCAAAGAUUUCGCCGCUUCCCAAAAUGGCUCCCCCGGCUCCGCCAGUGAAAACCCAGAAGGCCCGGGAGUCUGGGCUAAUACUGCGGAACAGCCGAACUGCCGGCAGGGAGCCGAGCCUGGACGCUGCCAAGAAGAGACACUCGGAGCCCGUCUCUACUCCCGCCAUUUAUGAAGAGCCGUUUGCUGAUUUCAAGAAAGAGCUCGGGGACAGGAGGCCUCAGCCGGGCCUGGCCCCGGAGGAGGAGCAGGAGCGUGACACGGUGGCCUGCAUGAGGGAAACCCACCUGGGCAUCGAGCGCAAGUGCUCCAGCAUGACGGUCAGCUCCACGUCCAGCCUGGAGGCCGAGGUCGACUUCACCGUCAUCAUGGACCUCCAUUCCGGCGCCGAGGACUUCUCUAAGUGCAUGUCGGAGGUGGGAGAGAGGGAGCGACAGCCCGAGGUGGGCCGGGAGGACUUCGAGGAGACCUCCAGGUUCUACUCUGCCCGUCUCAUGGGCUCCCGGGACAAGUCUCCCAUGGAGGAGAAGCUUCUUGAGGAGGGAGCACAUCAUGAGCCUCCAGUAGCAAAGAAGGAAGCCAGUGCUGUGAGCAUGGCCCACAUGCUGAAGAGGGCCGACUCCAAGUCCGAGGCGCAUACGAAUGGAUCCGAGGUCCACGCCGGCAUCACGCAUGUCUCACCGCAGGACUGUGGAGUCGUCAGCCCGCGGGAGGCUCCUGCUGCCCUCAAAGAAAACGGCUCCCCUGUAAAAGCCGUAACCCAGGGGAGGGAGUCUGUUGUGUCCCCGCUGACCAUCACCGCCGAGAGCGUCACCUCUGCAACCACAACUCAAGUUACCAAGACUGUGAAAGGAGGCUACUCGGAGACCAGAAUCGAGAAGAGGAUUAUAAUCACAGGUGACGAUGAUGUGGACCAACAUCAGGCCCUCGCCAUGGCGAUCCAAGAGGCCAGGCAGCAGCACCCCGACAUGCUGGUGACAAAAGCAGUGGUCAUCAGGGAAACAGAGUCUCCCACUGAGGAGCUGCGGCAACAGCAAGCAGAGUCCUGAUCGGCCACGGUGGCUCCUGAGACGGGCCAGGGGGGGGGACCGGGGAGACCCUCCUCCAGGCCCGCUCCCCCCCCCUCCCUCGCAGACUCUCUACCCCCGCCUGAGGAAACACUGAAACAAGAACAGACUGCGUUCCAUGAAGCAGUAGACCUCCACUCCCGACUGUGACCCCCCUCCCCCCCCCCCCCCCGCCUACCUGUCCUGGCCCAACCCAGCCUUCGCCGGCCCUCCGCCUCAUUACGGAACAGGAAGACGUCUUCAACUGGAUGAUUCACCGCUUAGAGUCACAGCUAUUUGAAUUCACCUCUGUUCGAGUCAUUUGUAGGAAGCCUGACUUGCAUAUUAUUUAAUCCAAUAUUCCCAAAUAUGUGUCCCAUAUAUAAUGAAUACGAUAUAGGAGGGAGGGGGGGGGGGAUGGAGACAACGUUGGUGGCUGGGGCACCUUCAGCGACACCUUCAGUAUAAUCAACAGCUGUCGUAUUAGCUUUUUACAUUUUUAUCUAUAGAGGAUCUAAUUUAUGUCCCAGUGUUUGCUUGUUUAUGAAACGUGUAUAAUAUCAGAUAAUCUGCAUGAUUACUAAAAAAUAAAAAAUAAAUAAAAAAUAGCAGAGGGAAUGAAAAAAAAAAGAAUAAAUACACAAACAUGUCACGUGAGGGAUGACGACGAGGUCCGCUGACGAAGGACAGCUGGAGAUCCACAUGCUGGCAUCAAACAUGCAAUGGACGCCGUCCUCGUCCCGUUCGCCCGUUUACCUUUCUUUCUUUUCUUUUAUUUAAAUUUUCAACUCGCCUUCUACAUAAAGGAAAUGCUGGUCACA